Molecule: messenger RNA, 1821 nt
Organism: Scedosporium apiospermum
Lineage: Eukaryota; Fungi; Ascomycota; Sordariomycetes; Microascales; Microascaceae
Exons: 2
Coding region: 1-1821 (606 amino acids)
Biological process (GO): intracellular calcium ion homeostasis
Cellular component (GO): perinuclear region of cytoplasm
Source: RefSeq, a predicted model, not a curated record
AUGGCGUCCCCCGAGCUGGCCAUCGCCAAGGCCGCCUUCUCCGCAGCCCUCCUCCGCAAAGACCCCGUCCUUCCCAACAGCUGCACCCGCGAGGACGUCGACACCUUCAACGCCCUCUUCCAAGACGUCGUGCGGCAGUGCUCCCCUCAAAACAAAUGCAAACGCUGGAUACUACAAAAUAUAAUACGCUCGCCCGCCCGCUCUGCCGCGCUGGGCAAGUAUCUCGUUGCGGCGGCCAAUUCGUUCGACGACAAGCGGAGCAAUAAUCCUGGUAGUGGCGAUCGACCUAGGCCCUCAGCGAAGAGGAAGAGGCUUCAUGUCUUGUACCUACUACAUGACGUCUUAUACCAUGCGAAGUUUCGGGACCCUGGAAACGAUGAGUUCGCGAAGAGCGCGAAGGACUACUUGGCACCACUAUUUACCAGUGUCGCCUCGUUCUCAAACGCGCCCAAACAUAUCGAGAAGAUUCAAGACCUCUUGUCGUUCUGGGAGGAGAAGGCACUACUCGAAGCGGAUACUAUUCGGAGUCUCAGGGAUGUGGUUCAAGCUGCCGUUGUGGACAAAGAGAAGCUCCAGACCGCCGAGGCUGCGACCCAGGGCGCAGUAGCUGGGAACGGCUCCGGGAAGACGCCAAAGGAGGUCCCAUUCGUGCUGCCCCCACUGCACGGCGACCCGUCCAUGGCCUGGUUCGACCUUCCCGCCGCGAACUGGCUACCACACCUCACCCCAAACUCUACGAAACCUAUGAAGCCAGACAUGAUCAGGCCCCUCCAGCUCGCCUCGGGACCCGCCGACAAAGUCAUCGUAGAUGCCGUCAAAACCCUCCUCGCGAAAGUCGAUCGGCUCUUUUCGAAGGACAAAGGAUGGUACGACGAUCCCCACGCGGAUCUCAACGAGAUGGGCGAAUGCGUUAUUCUUGACGAAUCGAACGGGGAAGUUGUUGGAGGCGAGACGUAUUACGGAUGGUCGAGAGACUUUUGCAAGAAGAUGAAGGAUCGUCAGAGGAGGGCUCGGGGAGGGAAUGGCCCCGGCGAUCGCCGAGGACGUCGAUCCUCGCGGUCAAGCAGCCGCUCAAGUUCUCAAUCCCGAGAAAGAUACGGCAGUCGGUCUCCUUCCUCGACGCCUGCUCACAAGCGCAGGAGGCUAUCGCGAUCAUACAGCAGGAGCCGAAGCGGGGACAGGAGAGCCAGCCAGCACAGGGGCCGAAGUCGAAGUCGCAGCAGCUAUAGUCAGAGUCGGAGUCCCACCCGCAGUCGUAGUCGCAGCCGUUCCCCCCGUCGUAGCACGAGCCGCGAUCGCUAUCGUCGCCGUUCCAGGUCUAGAACCCCCUCGCCGUCGCGGACUAGGACAGAUCGCCGACGACCCGACUACAAAGACCGACGUAGUCCCUCGCCACCUCGCGCAAAGCCCGGUCUAGGUUCCGCCCCGAGCCCGGCAUACUCUCAACCGCAACAACCACCUCCACCCCCACCACCUCCUUACGGCGCCCAAGCACCUGGCGGCUUCAUGGGAUUCCCUCUAAAUCAGCAGCACGUCCCGCCUCCUCCCCCACCGCCCAACUAUACAGGUCAAUGGCCACCCCCACCCCCACCUCCUGGCCACAUGCCCGGUUGGAAUCCGGCCGCAGCGGCAAUGAUGAUGGGGGGAAACAUGCCGAUGCCAAUGCCGAUGCCGCCUGUUCCUCCACCGCCCCCGGGUAUGCCGGGUUCUUGGGGCGCCGGUCCGCCUCACGGUGGUCCGCAGGGUCAGUAUCCUUAUGGUCGGGGUGGUUAUCGAGGGGGUUAUGGAGGGGGAGGGAGAGGGAGGGGACGAGGAUGGUGA